Messenger RNA from Porites evermanni, 741 nucleotides. The record is from the annotation of a GenBank genome assembly. Lineage: Eukaryota; Metazoa; Cnidaria; Anthozoa; Scleractinia; Poritidae.
AUGCCUCAUUUUGAUUACUGCAGCCCCGUCUGGGACUGUUUGAGUGGAUACUUGAGUGAUAAGCUCCAAAAAUUACAGAAUCGUGCAGCCAGAGUUAUUACUAAAUCACCCUUUGAUGCGAGCUCAAACCACCUUCUCUCCACCCUCAUCUGGGAGAGGCUAUCUCUUCGACGAAAGAAACAAAAAGCCUUAAUGAUGUAUAAAACCAUGCAUGACCUUCAAUGAGGGACAAAAGUGUUGACACACUUCCGUAAAAUGGCCCCUUUUUGCAUAGUGGAUAUACUUAUCCCCUUCCCCUGUCUACCCCAACCCCUUCCCCCCAAAGUCAAUGUUGAAUUUUGGACCCUCAAGUCUUUUUUUUACUUCAGACAACGUUGAUUCGGGGGGUCGGGGGAUUUACGGCGUUUAAAAGGAAUGAAAUAAUAAAUGAAUUAAAUGUUUGUCAAAAGCACCCGUUUUAAACAAGUGUGUCAACUACUUUUGUCCCUGAUUGUUGCUCCAGAAUAUCUACUAAGUCUUUUCUCUCAGCGUCACUCUGCUUACAACUUAAGAAACUCUGAGGGAAGGCUGACCCUGUCCAAACCAAGCACCAAUUAUUUGAAACGAAGCUUCUCUUACAGCGGGGCCAUAUUAUGGAAUAACUUGCCCAAAAACUUAAAAAAUGCUGCAUCCGUUAAGCAUUUUAAGCGAAAUAUCAAGAAGGUAGCUGAUAUAUCGGAUUCCCACACGGCAAUCAUGUAA